GUAUUUUCAAUUAAUUUUGGUUUCAUUUCUGUUCCACCCACAGGACCAUGUGUAGCUGGUAUCGUAGGCUACAAGAUGCCCAGGUAUUGCCUGUUUGGAGAUACAGUCAACACAGCCUCCAGGAUGGAGUCAACCAGUCUGCCUCAGAAGAUCCACGUGAGCUCAGCAACACACCUGGCUCUGAUGAGAGACAACGCAUAUGAGCUUCAUCUUAGAGGAGAGAUUGAAGUGAAGGGAAAGGGGAAAAUGAACACAUAUUGGCUGAUCGGUAACAAAAACUACAGCGUUCAGAACGACAGUUUGGUGUGUCACUGGAAUCCCAACCUGGCCAGAAAGAAGAAGACCCCGACAGGAAGCAACGUCUCUGUGGACAACUCCAGCAUUACAGUGCAGAGUGUGAGUGAGAGUGCUACGCCGGUUUCUCAGGCUGAGGCUCCUCUUAAGGUGGAGGGCUCUGAGGUCACUAUCUGUGUGUCGGCACAGGUGGAGAACUGUGCGGGCAGCUACGGGACACUGGGCUCCAUGAUGGGGGGCGAGGAGAACCCCUCCAGCCCACAGGUCCAGAGAGAGACUUCUCUACCGGGGCUGGUGCCGCACUGCUGAGCAAGAGUGUGAGUGACACAGACAUAAUGGAGAAUUCUCUGAGAGGUUAGAGCAGUGUUUCUUAAUCCUGGUCCUCGAGACAUCCUGCUUUGAACACUGUAGAAGAAUCGAUGCUUUAACUUUAACCCCUCUGCAACUAAUUAAGACUUAAAGUACCUAUUAAUGAGCUGUAUAUUUGAAUCAGGGGUGGGUUUCCCGAAUGAUUCGUAAUGCUAAGAACUUCAAUAACUUAAAUUUAAGAUUGAUGGUUAAUUAAAGAGUGUUUCCCAAACCCAUGCGUAACUAAAGUACUACAUUAACUCGCUUGCAGAUUAACGAGUAACCCGACCCAGUCGUUAUUCAAAAAUAACUACUUUAAAGGGAAUUCUGCUUGCAGUUCAGCACCUUAAACACCAGGGACAAUUUUGAGGGAGAAAAAAAAAUAUUUUUGUGGUUGAAUUAUUUUAAAAUAUAAUUAUAUUAUAUUAUAAUAUAAUGUCAACUUUGUCUGUAGCUUGUAGCGUAACUGGACAUAUUGGAAUUGACCAAUCAAACCCACAAAUAAAUCAUUAAAAUGUAUAUUACAAUAAUAUUUAAUAAUCAGGUGCUUCUAACCAACAUUGUUGCUGUUCAUACAAACAUAUAAGUACCAGUCAAAAGUUUAGACACGUCUCAUUCAAUGUUUUCUUUAUUUUUUAUUUAAUUUAUUUUCUACUUUGAAGAUUAAUAUUAAAACCACAAAAACUAUUAAUUGACGAAUAUGUAUAAUGUUGUUGAUUACGUUUUUAGGGCGUAAUCAUUAAUAAAUACUGCAUAUAUGUUUGUUGUUCGAUUGAGCGCGCUGUUUCGGGGGAAGAAGUCAACUAAGACGUUCUUUAAACUUUUUUCGCUUUGCGAAGCUGUUUGGGAAACACUCGCAGAACUGGCUCAUUCUAUACUCGUCAUUCGUUAGUUUGUUCGUUAUUCGCUAAGAUUGAUCAUUUUUGGGAAACCCACCCCUGGCGUUCAAAAAAAGAAUCAAAUAUUGAUGUUUUGCUCCCUAAUUUUAAACUGCAUUGUUGACCAAAAUCAGAUGCAGGUGUAAAAAUGUAAGAAGAACUUUUGACUAAACCUAAGUUAUCACAAAAAUCCUCUGUAAUUAUUUUUAAGCUGGCAUGACAUAAAGAGAUUUUGUGUAAAACCAUAGUUUAGUUUUAGCCACUUUGCUUUGCUUUUUAAGCUUAUCAUUUAUUUAAGUUCAUUAUUAAGUUAAUAAUUUAUAACUAUAUUGUCUCUCUAUUGGAUUGUUGCUAUGACUUCACAAUCCUGUGAUGUUCAUUUUUUUAAUGUCCGUUCUGUUCCUUAUCUCUUACAAAGAUUAACGUCUUUCAUUUCUAACAAAGAAACAAAUUAAAUUUACCAAAACCAAUCUUUCUCGCAGUUAUACUUUCCAGAGUCUCUUUUCUGUGUAAUUCUGGUGUACCUGACCCUUCACCUUUCCAAUCAUCACAAUCUUACAUCAGCCCCACCUUUAAAGAACUCUAAGUGAAUGAUCAUUAUGAACAGAAGUGGAAUGUAAUUUGAUGGAGAAAUCUGAGUGUUCACAGCAAUGACGACUGGAGAAAGGGAGCUCUGUGUUCGGAGGCUGUGAAAGACACAGGCACGCGUCCUGAAGGAGCCAUUGUAUUUCCAUCAAAUGAAGGCUGGAGAUAAUUGCUCGGCUGAAGCACACUCCACUUAGGACGCAAUUCAGACCGGGCACACUCCCGGACAUCUGAGCCAAGCCAGGAGCGUCCACAUGUGGUGGGGGGUGGACGGGUUUUGUUAACCAGUCCACAAGAAUACGAGAUAUAUGUUAAUCAUUUUCUACCAGCUAAUACCAACUCAAUACUGAACACCAUAAAUGUUUUAAUAUCACUGUACUAUUUGUGGAAAAAUUAUUGCUAAUAAAAUUAGCUUAACUGGA
Messenger RNA from Astyanax mexicanus (Mexican tetra), 2527 nucleotides. Its product is annotated as guanylate cyclase soluble subunit beta-2-like. Gene Ontology annotation, biological process: cGMP biosynthetic process; receptor guanylyl cyclase signaling pathway; intracellular signal transduction. Lineage: Eukaryota; Metazoa; Chordata; Actinopteri; Characiformes; Acestrorhamphidae. The coding region runs from base 76 to 603 and encodes 175 amino acids. The transcript is spliced from 4 exons. The record is from RefSeq and is a predicted model, not a curated record. Gene Ontology annotation, molecular function: guanylate cyclase activity; peptide receptor activity.